Messenger RNA from Tarenaya hassleriana, 2814 nucleotides. RefSeq lists its product as uncharacterized. The record is from RefSeq and is a predicted model, not a curated record. The transcript has 3 exons. The coding region runs from base 492 to 2633 and encodes 713 amino acids. Lineage: Eukaryota; Viridiplantae; Streptophyta; Magnoliopsida; Brassicales; Cleomaceae.
CUGGUCAUCAUAUCUGUAAACGCAAACUUGGAUCAAAGACGCGAUCUCUACACUGUCCGAGUGACGACCGAAGCGAAAGAUGAUUGCAAUUUGGUUGGGAAAAGGAACAAGUGACGUAAAGGUCGCUGCUUUUUUACUCGAAGGAAAUGCCCACAAAGUGCUCGACGAAAUUCCCCGUUGCUUUUUCCCACGAGUGAACCAGAGAGAGAAUUUGGGUUUCUUGCUGCGGAAGAAACGUUGCUUCAGUUUGCCCGGUUAUUGGAUUUGUCACGUGACCCUCACGUGGCAAAUCCAACUGCCUCUGAAGCGAAUAGACCCCUUUUCUCAAGAAGGCUCAUCAUUUUCUUGAACUCUCCCCAUUUUCUUGGAAAAGUUCAGAGAAAAUUAUCGACACCCAGAUAGAAGUUAGAGGAACCCACCAUUUUCCCGAGAGAAUUCUGGCGGAUUUUCGCGAAUUUUCAACAGGAAACUUCACUUCCUCUCUCAGUGCAAUGAUGGAACAAUCGGAGGUAGAGAAGGCUAUCCAAAAGGCUUACGAGUGUGCCACAGAUGCCGCCAGCAAAGGAGACCUCGUGAAGGCAUUGGAGAUAGCCGAGUUUUCGAUUUCGGUUCACGGUAAGGACAACGCCUGUUGCCUACUACACGUUAUACAAGGCGAUGUCUUCCGUAAGCUUGCUUCCCUCACAAAGAACUCCGACUUUAGGUGCACAUACUUGUUGGGUUGCGUGGAGUGCUAUUCCAGAUCCGCUCCUCUGUUUUCGUGUUCUCUCACGUGGAAUAGUUUCUUUACUUUUGCACUGUUUGAUUUGGGUAAACAGCUUUCCUCGAACGUGUAUUACUCGAAAGCUAUACACAGAGCAAGACAGGGCUUAUCCCUGCAAAACCCUGUUGAAAUGCUUGAUCCUCAAAGAUUCCCGGAGGUAUCUAUCGAUGGUGAGAGGAAAGUGCUUGAGGAAUUGAUUGCAGUUGCAGAAGCAGAGAUGAAUUCUGGUGCCAAAAAGAAUGUUUUGGAUUCCAAUGGGGAGAACGAGGCGAUUCCUAUGUCAGAUGAGGAGCUGCAAAAAGGAGCAGAGAAGGGGGAGGAAGAGAGGGAAACCAUUGAUGCUAAAAGAUUGAGGUCUUUUUGGGAAAGAAUGAGUGUUCAAAACAAAACGGAUUUUCUGAUGGCGGACAUCAGGAAGCUUAAAUGCUUCGUGGAGAAAAAAUAUGGCGGCGAGAUGAGAAAAAUUCUGGAGAGAAUUCUUGAUUUCCGCCGUACAAAAGGAACUUGGAGCUUCUGGAAGUGUAACUUAUGUUCCGAAGAAUAUCUUGGUUCCGUAGAGUGGAAAAGGCAUAUAGAAGAUAAACAUGCAGUGAAAUCUAAACCUCUGAAGGAUCUUAUUCCCGAGAUAGAUGAAAGUGCAUCUGAAAUGAUAUCCUCUAUGAUUUGGGCGCCAGUCGAUACAGUAAAGGCAACAGAUAUGAUAAGAAAUCGGACUGUAUCGGGGAAAGGGUUUCAUUACAACAAAGGAUGGUGCAGAGAUUGGCCUUUAGUAGCUGAUGUAGACCGAGAACUCGUCAUAAAGGAGAUUGGUCAGAUCGUUAUAUCUGUCGCAGAAGAUAAGAUUCUUUCAUCAAGUCUUUGGAACUGGUUGAAAGAGUUCAUACAUGAGAAUAUCGAACUUGAUGGAAUUCACAGAUGCUGUCUGAUUGACUGUGGCUUGGUAAAUACACCUCAAUGCCUCUGUUUCUUAAGACAUGAUCAACUUCAGAACAUCCUAGGAUAUUUAAGACUCAUCACUACGGAUCUCAGCGUUGGCGUGGUUUCCAGGGCAGCCAACCUUUCCUGGGAAAUUUCUCAAGUAAAGGACAAUAUCCACAUUGACGAGAAAUUUCUGGGAUUACUAGUGAGAAGCUAUGUUGAUCAAUUUGAUGAUGAAGGGAAAGUAAAGGACACCUCAGUACUUCGUCAUCAUUAUGAAUAUAUGAUACGUUGGGGAGAUGAGAUCGUAUCCUGGUUGCUCAGCUGUCCACCAGACAACAGUGUAUUUGCAUUUCAAAAUCAUAAUUUUGAUACAUGGUUGGCGGUUUUACGAAUUGUAGAGUGCAAGUGCAGGAAACUGGAAACUGCAUACAAAAGGAAACUGAGUAUGCAACCUUAUUCUAAAGGGUUGGUAGAAGUCGAGAAAUUAUGCGACGAGAAAAAAAAUCUGCCCAAGACAUCGCGUCUUUACUUGACCUCAUAUGCGGAUUUCCUUAUUCUGAAAUGCCUAGAGCGUGUCGGGAAAGAUGUUCGCAGGUCCGAUGAUACCAAAGGUUUCUUAUCUGUUGUGAGAGAUGUUCUUGAAGAACAAAGGACCCCGAGAUUUGAAGUCUUAAGAGUUAGAGAGUAUAUGAAAUGCAUAUAUGAACAACGAGGUAUUGAUGAUGAUUCCGUACUCGAAACCUUCUCAAUGCUGAAGACACAAUUUAGUGACAAGAUCCGUUUGUUGGAUACAAAGAUUUUGCUGAAUGAAAACUCGAGGAUCCAGCUGAUUAAUGGCCUUCAAAAGCUAUCCUUUGAGGACUACCGUUUGCUUCUCCUCCCAUGGUUGAAUAGUUUUCUGAGGGAAAAAUUGGAAAAAAUGGUAGAAAUGGAUGACAAAGAGAGGUAGGCCAGUUGCUGCAGGAGCAAUGGAACAAGGUUUUUUGUACAUGAAAUCCCCUUCUUAAUACUCUGUUGAAAGACUUGUCAUUUCUUCAGCAAGAUUCUUCUCCGUUUUACUGCUAUUGCUAUUCUUGAACGUCUUAGAACUCCGGCAAGAACUUGUUUCUUCCCAAAUCAAUACAACAAAA